AUGUCGGACGUACCAGAUCUUAGUAGCGACGAGGACAAUUUUGAGGACGACGAAUGGCAAGAAAUGGAAACUAGCGACACUACGGUAACAUGCUUAUUUUGUUCGAAUGUUUUGUCGAAUAUUGAGGAAGGAAUCACUCAUUGCAAAGCUGCUCACAAGUUUGACUUGAACGAACUGAAACUUAAGUUCAAUAUGGAUUGCUAUUCAUACAUUAAACUGAUUAAUUACAUUAGGACACAUAAACCCGCUCCUGAGGUUAUAACAAACGUCAACCGGGUGCUUUGGGACGACGACAAGUAUUAUAAACCUGUAGAGCAAGAUGAUUGGCUAAUGUAUGAUUUCGAUGCUCUCACUGAUAAGCCAAGUUCUCCAAAAACCUACCAUGCUAAUGUAGAAAAUGGUUUAGUUACUUUAUCUGAGGCACAUUUCAGUGAGCUUCAAAGAACUAUACAGUUAUUGACACAACAACUAGCGGAGAGUUCAACACUUCUGAAUAAUGCAAAGGAGGAUAUUAAAAAAAUGCAAAACUCAAUGCAAACACUAGUGGAAGGUGGAAAUAAGAACAACACUGAAGUGCCAGCUGAAGUAAACUGUGUUGCGAGUGUACCUCUGGAGAUUGAUGAUGGCUACUUUAGUACUUAUGCUCAUUUCGGUAUCCAUUACGACAUGCUUUCAGACAAAGUGCGAACUGAAACUUAUAGGGAUGCAAUAUUGAAUAACAAAGAAACAUUGAAAGACAAGGUUGUUUUAGAUCUGGGAUGUGGUACUGGUAUCUUAUCAAUGUUCUGUGCAACAGCUGGAGCUAAAAAGGUCUAUGCUCUAGAUCAAUCUGAAAUAAUAUAUCAUGCUAUGGAUAUAGUGAGAGAAAACAAUUUGCAAGAUGUUAUUAAAUUAGUCAAAGGAAGACUGGAGGAUACAAAAUUAAAUGAAAAGGUUGACAUAAUAGUUUCUGAGUGGAUGGGAUACUUUUUACUAUUUGAAGGUAUGUUAGAUAGUGUCAUAUAUGCAAGAGACCAUUGUCUUAAACCUGGUGGACUGCUGCUACCAAAUAGGUGCAAUAUAAGUCUUGUUGCUAAUGGCGAUAUAGAUACACACAAGAAACUUAUAGACUACUGGUCAGACGUCUAUGGAUACAAAAUGAAUUGCAUGAAAUCUGAAGUUGUGAGAGAAGCAAGUAUUGAUGUUGUGAGAUCAAAAUUCAUUAUAUCUGAACCUUGUGUUGUCAAAGAUAUCGAUAUAAACAAGUGCAAAACUGAUGUCAUGGACUUUACCUCAGAAUUUAAACUGCCUAUCAUCAAGGAUGGUGUUUUGACCUCAAUUGUUGGUUACUUUGACACCUUUUUUGAUCUGCCAAAUGCAAUAGACUUCUCAACUGGACCUCACAAGACACCAACACAUUGGAAACAAACUGUUUUUUACUUCAAAGAUUGUAAAGAGGUCAAGCAAGGAGAUGUUAUAGAGGGUACAAUAAUUUGUAAUAGACAGAAGUCAGAUGUCCGAGGCUUAUGCAUUCAGCUUAAUAUAUUUGGCAAGACUCAUAAAUACAUCCUUAGUUGA
Spodoptera exigua (beet armyworm) is the source of this 1557-nucleotide messenger RNA. The record is from the annotation of a GenBank genome assembly. Lineage: Eukaryota; Metazoa; Arthropoda; Insecta; Lepidoptera; Noctuidae.